GCAACAAAUAUCACAGGCUGAGCUGUGUUCAUGUUCUUAUCACAAGGCCAUAUUUUCUUCUGAUUUAGGCCAUCAAGACAGAAAAUAAGAUGUACAAACUCGAUUUACCCGUCGACUAUAAAGAGGCGGCUGCCAUUGAGCGCCGCCGGAACAUGGAAAGUCAACGAAAAAGCAGGAUUUUCAAUGCAAAAACGAGGAUCAUUGGGGUUGACCUUGACGCAAUUGAUCAACAAAAGAAAGAUAAACAACAAAUGGAAGAAUAUGAGCGUCGAAGACAUGAAGCAUUUGCCCAUGACUUGAUCCGUGCUGACCAGAUUGCUGAACUUUUGGAGAAAAGACAGCAACAUGAUGUCUCACAAUUAAACAUGGCAUUAAAUGAAUUCAGAGCACUUCAUCAGCAACCUAACAGUCGCAGGGAAUGGGAUCUUUACGAUCCAGAUUAUUUGAAAAAAGAUAAACCAGCGCGUGUCCAUGACGACGAUCCACGAUGCGGCAUCUCGAGUAUGCAGAAAUUUGAUGGGGAGGAUCUCAACCAGAAGGCUCGGUCAAAAUUCAUGGGAGAGCAGCACAGGGAAUGGGCUGAGCAGCAAGCGCGGGAAAAGGAGGCAGCACGAAUGCGACAAAAGGAAGCGGACCGACUCUAUGAACUUAAAAUGCGUGAGCUGGAUGAGAGAGCCAUGGACCUACAGCGGGCUGAAGAACAGUGCAGGAAGGCUAUGGAUUGCGCCCAGGCUGAUUACAACAAUGCUUUGGCAAGAGAAAAUGCAGAGAAACAACGCCUUCACAAACAACAACAGGAGGAUGACAACGCGACAGAAAUCGCCAAUCAUGUUUUUGGCGACAUCUUGACAGAGAAUCCUGCGGUUGCCCAGAGCGCGUUUGGUGCGCACCGCGUGAUCACAGACAGAUGGAAAGGAAUGAACCCACAACAGCUGGAAGAUAUCAAACAGACCCAGUUGAAUCAAAUGAAAGAAAACGCGCGUUUGAAGCAAGAAGAGGCCCUCCGUGACAAGGAAUGGGAGGACCAGAGAAUCGCACACGCCAGGGCAGCGCUACUUCUCGAACGAGAGAAGGAACGAGCGGCAAGGGAACUCAACAAACAAUUUGUUGACGACAACCAACGACUCGGAGCAGAACAGGAGUCGCAUAAAGAAUUCCUUGACAAGGAAGUUUACACAAAUCCUCCGACCGCCGCUUACUUUAUGCAAUUUAACACAACUACUCGAUAAAGUGACAUUCACCUUCAUAAAACUGAUUGUUAUCUUACGAUCGAAACCAAAGACUUGAACAUCAUCCAGAAUGAUGCAUCAGAAAAUGUCUAUUAUGUUACUCUGCGUGAAGAAAUAAAGUUGAGAUGGCUUGUGUAUUUUAUUCCAUAUUUUUUUCUAUACUUCUGUCGACACUGACUUUAUUUUCUUUCAAGAUUAAAUUCUAUCAAAUUUUCUUGGUGCCUAUGUGAAGUAUGAAAAAAAUAUGGAAAUUAUGCCUGUAGGGCCCUAAAGUUUGCUACCUCAAAGAGGAAGAUAUUUGAUGCUUCGUACAAUUCAGCUCUGUUUUCAAGUAUAAUUGAUGUAAUUCCGUCCAGAUCUUUUCCAUAUUUGGGAAAUGUCUUAAGAUGCAAUACGAUUUCAAAACACAUGUUGUAGCUUGAAUGUAUAAGUUGUGUGCACAGCAGGUUUUUAAGAUGCCAUUCAGCUCACUUGCCGCCGUCACGACUGCACAACCUUAUUGAAGAAGUUGAGAAGACUCCUUGUGACUUAAUGUACCAUCCUGUCUCAAAUAGAGUAUAAGUCAGUGCAAAUGGGCUAGGCUGUCUGGAUGGGAAGAUGGGUUUACUACGAACUCACAUUAUACUAGUUUUAUCUGUUGAUGUAAAUCACAUUUUAUAUUUAUUUUGAUUGUGGUCUAGGUUUCCUAGAUUAGUUGAAGUGACACAUGACACAAGAAACCAGUGAUGUAACUUGUAAUGCCAACAGGUUUGACAACCACAAUGUACUGUGAUUUGUAAUUUAUUAAUUUCGUGGCGUAUUUCACUUGGAAUAAAUUGUACAUAAAGAUGUAUUUAGAGAA
This is a messenger RNA of Lineus longissimus, 2070 nucleotides long. RefSeq names its product RIB43A-like with coiled-coils protein 2. Bases 90 to 1229 code for a protein of 379 amino acids. The transcript has 5 exons. The record is from RefSeq and is a predicted model, not a curated record. NCBI's taxonomy places the organism in Eukaryota, Metazoa, Nemertea, Pilidiophora, Heteronemertea, Lineidae.